UAAAGCUGCCCGAGCCGCCGAAAAGUGUUUCUAGGAGAGGGCUGCAAAACUCUUUCAACAACGUGACAUCAGUACACCAACGUUCAUUAAUGUAGAAACAGACACCACCUCCCUUUGAUUUUCCGGAGAGCUCCGCGCUGCGAUCUGCUCGCAUUAGCUUGAACCCGGCUAGCUCCACGGCGUGGUGGGGGGUUCGUUCGCUAAGCCACGUUUCCACAAAGCACAGCGCGGCGGAUCUGCUGAAGUCCGUGUUCCUUGAAGUGAGGAGCAGCAGUUCGUCCAUCUUGUUCGCCAGGGAGCGGACAUUCGCCAGAUGAAUUGACGUGGGAAAGUGUCUGCAAGGACCACAGCAGCAAAGUACGUGAAAGAAAAGGACCGCUGUCGUCGACGACUGGAACAUCUUUGGCUGCAGCCUUAUGUUGUGUUGCGCAGAGCAGAUAUCAGUGAAGCUAUUCGUCCUAAGCAGGAGGAGCCGGACCGCACACGCAUUAAAGAGGAAGAUGUGGGCAAGGAGGUCCACCACUUCAAUGAACAAAUGGAGCAGAAGUUUUUUUGCACUAAAAAAGAGGAGGAAGAGCCGGAGCGGCCUUGUCAGAAAGAGGACGGAGAGGACUCCUGCGACAUCAAAAAGGAGGAGGAAGAUACCUGCGAGAUGCCAUUGACUGGUGUACUUGUGAAGUGUUUAGAUGAGGCUCAACGUGAGGUGAGCAAAGGGGCGGAGCCUCCAAGCUGCAGCUCAAAUCCACAUAUGACCAGAGAAGGUGAUGGAGACCACUGUGGGGCAUCACGAGCAGCUCCACCAUCAGAUAGUGAUGACGGGUUGUCACAUGUUCCUGCUGAUGAUGAUGAUGAUGACUCUCAAAACAAACACAGGCAAUGUUCUCACUGUGGAAUUUGUUUUGCUCAUACCAGUAGUUUGAAACAACACAUGAGAAUGCACACAAGAAAGAAAAACUUUUCCUGUUCAGAUUGUGGCAAAAAGUUCUCUCAGAGGGGACAUUUAAAUAGGCACACAAGAACCCACACUGGCGAGAAACCUUUUUCAUGCUCAGUUUGUGGCCAAACGUUCUCUCAGCGGGCAGGUUUAAAUGUGCUCACAAGAAUCCACACUGGCGAGAAACCUUUUUCAUGCUCAGUUUGUGGCCAAAUGUUCUCUCAGAGGGGAAAUUUAAAUAUGCACACAAGAAUCCACACUGGCGAGAAACCUUUUUCAUGCUCAGUUUGUGGCCAAAAGUUCUCUCGGAGGGGACAUUUAAAUUCACACACAUUAACCCACACUGGCGAGAAACCUUUUUCAUGCUCAGUUUGUGGCCAAACGUUCUCUCAGCGGGCAGGUUUAAAUGUGCACACAAGAAUCCACACUGGCGAGAAACCUUUUUCAUGCUCAGUUUGUGGCCAAAUGUUCUCUCAGAGGGUACAUUUAAAUAUGCACACAAGAAUCCACACUGGCGAGAAACCUUUUUCAUGCUCAGUUUGUGGCCAAACGUUCUCUCAGCGGGCAGGUUUAAAUGUGCACACAAGAAUCCACACUGGCGAGAAACCUUUUUCAUGCUCAGUUUGUGGCCAAAUGUUCUCUCAGAGGGGAAAUUUAAAUAUGCACACAAGAAUCCACACUGGCGAGAAACCUUUUUCAUGCUCAGUUUGUGGCCAAAUGUUCUCUCAGAGGGUACAUUUAAAUAUGCACACAAGAAUCCACACUGGCGAGAAACCUUUUUCAUGCUCAGUUUGUGGCCAAAAGUUCUCUCGGAGGGGAAGUUUAAAUAUGCACACAAGAAUCCACACUGGCGAGAAACCUUUUUCAUGCUCAGUUUGUGGCCAAAAGUUCUCUCGGAGGGGACAUGUAAAUUCACACACAUUAACCCACACUGGCGAGAAACCUUUUUCGUGCUCAGUUUGUGGCCAAAAAUUCUCUGAGAGGGGAAAUUUAAAAAAGCACACAAGAAUCCACACUGGCGAGAAACCUUUUUCAUGCUCAGUUUGUGGCCAAACGUUCUCUCAGCGGGCAGGUUUAAAUGUGCACACAAGAAUCCACACUGGCGAGAAACCUUUUUCAUGCUCAGUUUGUGGCCAAAUGUUCUCUCAGAGGGGAAAUUUAAAUAUGCACACAAGAAUCCACACUGGCGAGAAACCUUUUUCAUGCUCAGUUUGUGGCCAAAUGUUCUCUCAGAGGGUACAUUUAAAUAUGCACACAAGAAUCCACACUGGCGAGAAACCUUUUUCAUGCUCAGUUUGUGGCCAAAAGUUCUCUCGGAGGGGAAGUUUAAAUAUGCACACAAGAAUCCACACUGGCGAGAAACCUUUUUCAUGCUCAGUUUGUGGCCAAAAGUUCUCUCGGAGGGGACAUGUAAAUUCACACACAUUAACCCACACUGGCGAGAAACCUUUUUCGUGCUCAGUUUGUGGCCAAAAAUUCUCUGAGAGGGGAAAUUUAAAAAAGCACGCAAGAAUCCACAUUGGCGAGAAACCUUUUUCAUGCUCAGUUUGUGGCCAAAAAUUCAGUCGUAAGCAUCACUUAAAAAAGCAUGCAAGAAUCCACACUGGCGAGAAACCUUUUUAAUGCUCAGUUCGGCCAAACAGUCUGUUAGAAUAAUUAAUUUUGCUGAAGCGCUGGUCGGCCUGGAACCGAAGGUCACAUAUCUUCGCUCAAGUCAACAUAUGUGCCGGCUAGCAUUGGGGAGUCCUUAUACUCCCUUUCCUUGUCUUAUCUUUGAGAGGCCCUAACAAGUUAGAAACAGAACAUCUUUGUUCUUUGUUUCUUGUUAGUUCAAGAGAAGUCCUCUCUCUGUUAAUUGUUUUGUCCGAGACAGUGUUUAGUUAUCCCAUAUUUACUCAAUGUUUGUUUAAGUAGACUUCAUGCAAGUUAUCUCACAUCUACUUAACGUUUGUUAGAGUGUUUGCACGAGAGGUAUCUGAUUAUCUACUUAUUAUUAUUAUUAUUGUGUGAAAUGUAGCAAGAAAGUCUAGAGCAGGGGU
Syngnathus typhle (broad-nosed pipefish) is the source of this 2973-nucleotide messenger RNA. RefSeq names its product zinc finger protein 260-like. NCBI's taxonomy places the organism in Eukaryota, Metazoa, Chordata, Actinopteri, Syngnathiformes, Syngnathidae. The transcript is spliced from 3 exons. The coding region runs from base 536 to 2557 and encodes 673 amino acids. The record is from RefSeq and is a predicted model, not a curated record. Gene Ontology annotation, biological process: regulation of cytokine production; regulation of immune system process; negative regulation of transcription by RNA polymerase II.